GAGUGUUACAAGUUCAGCAUUGGCGAUUGCAUGAUUUAUUACGAUGAGCCGUGCGACGCCAAAGACAUCCAAUUCUACCUAUAUUCGGCGACGAGGAGUUCGGUAUCAAUAAGUGUUCUGGAUCCUUUCAAACCUUCUAUACCAUACGAAUUUGAUCCAAAUGUACCGACGAAGAUCGUGGUCCAUGGCUACGGAGGACUAUCCCUCGACUUUGCCACGAAAAACGUGACCGAGGCUUACAGGGAAAUCGGGUACAAUGUCAUCGUCGUUGAUUGGAGCAGAAUAGCGGCGGUUCCAUGUUAUCCAGCAGCUUUCUUGAAUACUUGGCACGUCGGCCAAUGCACCGCAAUCUUAACGGUGAGCCUCUCGAAGAUGGGCAUCAGUCCAGAUCGCAUCCACAUCAUCGGAUUCAGUUUGGGAGCGCACGUAGCGAGCUUCGCGAGUAAUCAUCUGCAGAAGACAUUGGGUGUUCCGUACUCGAGGAUCACAGGUUUGGAUCCGGCUCUACCGUUCUUCGCGACUACAAACAACGAGUGGAAGCUGGAUGCUAGCGACGCUCCUUUCGUUGAUGUUCUUCACACGAACGCUGGAUCUUUUGGGAAACUGGAAGCUAUUGGUCACGUAGACUUUUACAUCAACGGCGGUAGUCUUCAACCCAAUUGUACUAAGAAUUCAUAUCCUCCAUUGUGCAGCCACAUGAUGGCAGGUGCAUAUUUUGCGAGCACCAUAAGGGGUAGAAAACAUUACGGCUUCGAAUGCCCAAGUAUAUUCCAUUAUACUUUGGGUCUAUGCGAAGCGAACAAAGCCAAAGUGCUGAUGGGAGAACACGUAAACAAGAAAUCUCGGGGCAGCUAUUUCGUCGAUAUAUCGGCCAAACUUACGCGCUGCCUCACCAAAUAUCCAUACUCGCGCUGCAUUUUGAAUCAAGCACAUAGACGCUGGCAAAGCCAAUACUUGCACACACAUUUAUCAUUUUUUUGUUGUCGUCGUUACCAUGGAGUGAGCACUAAUUCUACCGAGAAGAAAAUCGUUUAUAUUUUGUAUAGUUUUAAGAGAGACCAAAGAGAAAUCAUGUUUAUUUACGGUUUAUUAGUUAUUUUCGCUGCUGUGCAAGCACAUCAACAGCCACCUUUAACCCUGGUACCGUAUGCACCUGAAAACGGCCAAGACGAUUACCACAUAAUAUUCCCUCCGAUUCGGCAGGAACGACAGGAUACGCUUAGCUUCGGUUCCUGCGUUGUGGCUCUGAACAGGGAAUGUCCGCAUUCGGAUGUACAGUACUUCCUUUACACGCGCGAGCAUCCGGAUAAUCCGGAGCCGAUCAGGAUUGGUGCGGAGGAGGGUAGCUCGAACAUCUCGUCCACAUCCUUCAACCUGAGCCGACCAAUUAAGAUCGUCGUGCACGGUUACAAUUCGGACAUGUACAUAAACGGCCUGGUCGAAAUCAAAAACCAAUACCUCAUUAACGAUGCGUUUAAUGUUUUCGCCGUCGAUUGGAGUCCUAUAGCGCAGGGUCCCUGUUAUCCUGCGGCCGUAUGGAACUCCAGAUUCGCAGGAAGAUGUACCUCGUUGUUGGUGAAGAGGUUGCGCGAUUUGGGCGCAUCUGAUAUACAUGUGAUAGGAUUCAGUUUAGGAGCUCAUGUAGCCGCCUUUAUGGCCAACCAUUUGAAACCGUACAAAGUACCAAGAAUCACAGGACUGGAUCCAGCUCUACCAGGAUUCACAACCAUCGAUAACUUGGCCAAACUCGACGCAUCCGAUGCCGAUUUCGUCGAUGUUCUUCACACAAACGUCUUCGUGCAAGGAAAAGUUGAGCGUUGCGGCCACGUAGAUUUUUACAUGAACGGCGGUAUAGUUCAACCUGGAUGCUGGGCGGAUAACAGGUUCUUCGCCUGUAACCAUCAUCGCGCUCCAUUCUAUUUUGCCGAAUCCAUAAACAGUCCAUUGGGAUUCUACGGUUGGCCUUGCGUAGACUAUUUAUCCUACGUGGUUGGAAGGUGUCCUCCGCAAGAGCCGCAAACUCUUAUGGGAGAGUACAUAGAUAAAGCAAUAAACGGGAUGUACUUGGUGAUAACAGAUUCGGUUUCACCUUUCGCUGUUGGCAAAUUUAAUGGUCCCACCAUAGAUAUUCUUCUGAAACAUUACGAAGGCAAUAGACUCUCCGACUUUGAAAGGUACAAACAAGAGUUGGAUAAUUGCGACGACAAUGGUAACGACAACAUUGUGAAGAAUAUCAAUAGACAGCCUCCACCUCCGUUCAUUGGAGACGAAGCAUACGAUCAUAUUAUUAUAUAA
Molecule: messenger RNA, 2295 nt
Organism: Nicrophorus vespilloides
Lineage: Eukaryota; Metazoa; Arthropoda; Insecta; Coleoptera; Silphidae
Exons: 11
Coding region: 31-2295 (754 amino acids)
Biological process (GO): lipid metabolic process
Molecular function (GO): lipase activity
Source: RefSeq, a predicted model, not a curated record